AAUACGGUAUUGGUUUUAAUAAAGGUACGACAAAAAAAUAAAUAAAUAAACGUAAACUGAAAACUGCCGCAAAGUGAUUCGUUGACCCGAGCCAAAAUGGCUGCAACCAUGAAAGGAUGUGGUAUCGCGUCAAUAAGGAGUAUAUUUGGACUUAUUCAUUCGAGGUUAGCAGCAAUAGGCAGUGGUCCUCAGAGGUCAUCAUGUAUACACACCAGCACUGCAUUUGAAUCAAAAAACUGGGAAAAGAAGAACAAGAUUGUUUAUCCGCCUCAGCUGCCCGGCGAGCCUCGCAGACCGGCUGAGGUCCAUCAUUCGAGGCGACAGAUAAAGUACAGCAAAGACAAGAUGUGGUACCUGGCUAAAUUGAUCCGGGGGAUGAGCAUCGAUCAGGCUGUGGCACAGUUGGAGUUUAAUGACAAAAAAGGGGCAAAGAUCAUGAAAGAAGUGCUCCUGGAAGCUCAGGAGAUGGCGGUGAAGAAUCACAACGUGGAGUACAAGUCCAACCUCUAUGUAGCGGAGUCUAACACGGGCAAAGGCAUGUACCUGAAGCGCAUCCGCUACCACGGGAGAGGCAUGUUUGGCAUCAUGGAUAAAGUCUACUGCCACUACUUCGUCAAGCUGGUUGAGGGUCCACCGCCCAUUAAGGUGGAGAAGACUAACCUGGACCGGGCCAAUGAGUAUGUGCAGAACCUCAAGAGGAGGACGAUUAUACAUAGUCUAUAGGUUACCCGUCCAUUUUUAACAUGAGUCUGACGAGCAAUUUUGUAAAUAAAACACUUAAGGGACUUUUUUU
Corythoichthys intestinalis (scribbled pipefish) is the source of this 793-nucleotide messenger RNA. It is a transcript of the gene mrpl22, whose product is annotated as mitochondrial ribosomal protein L22. Gene Ontology annotation, cellular component: ribosome; mitochondrial large ribosomal subunit. Gene Ontology annotation, molecular function: structural constituent of ribosome. The transcript is spliced from 7 exons. NCBI's taxonomy places the organism in Eukaryota, Metazoa, Chordata, Actinopteri, Syngnathiformes, Syngnathidae. The coding region runs from base 97 to 723 and encodes 208 amino acids. Gene Ontology annotation, biological process: translation. The record is from RefSeq and is a predicted model, not a curated record.